Messenger RNA from Zophobas morio, 780 nucleotides. RefSeq lists its product as uncharacterized. Gene Ontology annotation, biological process: deoxyribonucleotide biosynthetic process. The coding region runs from base 1 to 780 and encodes 259 amino acids. Lineage: Eukaryota; Metazoa; Arthropoda; Insecta; Coleoptera; Tenebrionidae. The record is from RefSeq and is a predicted model, not a curated record. Gene Ontology annotation, molecular function: ribonucleoside-diphosphate reductase activity, thioredoxin disulfide as acceptor. The transcript has a single exon. Gene Ontology annotation, cellular component: cytosol.
AUGGCUUUUUUACAUCCAUGCAGUUGUGGGUGUGUAAAAUCAGAACUAGAUUUAUUUGCAAUACCAACUACUCAAACCAGCGUCGAAAAUGGGCAAUGGAUACAUUACAACACACUCAACAGCAUCAGUGACGAAGGACUUUUGGAAUUUGUGAUAAACACUGCUGAUGAGUAUAUUGAUCUGUCACAUACAUUGUUCGCUUUAAAUGCGAAGCUUGUUAAAGAAGAUGGCGCAAAUUUUAUUGCUACUGAUAAAAUUGUGCCCGUUAACAAUAUUUUACACUCGUUAUUUAGUCGGGUGGAUGUUUAUUUAAACCAAAAAUUAAUUUCACCACCGAACAAUACAUACGUCUAUAAGUCCUACAUUGAAACGUUGUUAAAUUACUGCCCUGCGGCUAAAAAUUCUCACUUAACAUGCGGCCUGUGGUACCCGGAUACAGCCGGUUCUAGGGAUAGCGUAGAAGAUGCUAAUGCUGGGUGCAAGAAUCGCCUCGUAUUUAUUAAAGAAAACAAAGAAUUCGAUCUAAUCGGACAUCUCAAUUGCGAUCUGUUUAAGCAAAAUAAAUUUUUAAUCAACGGAGUAGAAUUACGAAUAAAACUGGUUCGUUCAAGAAAUCAAGGGGGCGGACGGCGAGCGGUCAGCGGGCGGGCGGCGGGCGAGCGGCAGAGGGGCGGCGGACGGGCGGCGGCGGACGAACGACGCGGACAGCGGCGCGGGUGGUGGGAGAACGGCGCGGACAUCCUUAUGAUCCCUUUUUUCUUAUUAAUACAUUUUUUUUAA